CAGCGCAUGGACCUCGGCACUGCAGCGUUCCGGCUCUGCUGGGCGGCGAGGAGCACUCGCCAAAUCCCAAAGCCGCUGGAAUGAGCUCUCUCGUAACACGGUGCACCACCAGUGGCAUUCCAAUGGAAAAACAUCAGCACAAACAUCAAACACAACCCCACUGAGAAACUCCAUUUCAUUGCAGACAGCCAGAAGAACUCGGGAUGAGUGAAAAGACUGAUUUUGAUGUUCAAAGCACAAAAAUCUGUGUUCUCUGUGGACGGACAGAUGACUGCCCUGAAAAGUAUGGAGAAAAAAGGACCUAUGUGGAAUACAAUCUCACUGUUCAUUAUUACUGUUUGUUGAUGUCAAGUGGCAUUUGGCAGAGGGGUGAAGAAGAUGAAGGUGUAGAUGGAUUUUUAAUCACAGAUAUUAGAAAAGAAGUAAAAAGAGCUGCAAAACUGAAAUGUAAUAUCUGUAAGAAAAAGGGAGCUUCAAUUGGAUGUGUAGCUCCUAAAUGCAAACGAAGUUACCAUUUUCCUUGUGGGUUACAAAAGGAAUGCAUUUUCCAGUUUAUGGAAGACUUCAGAUCUUACUGUUGGGAACAUAGACCAGUCCAAGACAUGGAUAAAGAACCUAGAGGAGCUUCACAGUGCACAAUAUGCCUGGAUUUGGUUGAACAUCUUCCAGUGUACACUGUAUUGAAAAGUCCUUGCUGUAAAAAUGCUUGGUUUCAUCGAGAAUGCUUGCAGUAUCAAGCUUUGAGUGCUGGGAUAUUUUUCUUUAGGUGCACAGUAUGUAAUAACCAGGACAGAUUUCAAAAAGAAAUGUUGAGAAUGGGCAUACACAUUCCAGAAAGGGAUGCAUCUUGGGAACUUGAAGAAAAUGCAUAUCAAGAAUUACUGCAUUGUUAUCAACACUGUGAUGUUAAAAGAUGUCUCUGCAAGAAAGGAAGAGACUAUAAUGAACCUGAUAGUAAAUGGGAAAUUAAACGUUGCCAGUACUGCGGUUCUCGUGGGACUCAUUUGGCCUGUUCAUCUGUGAAGGCAUGGGAGAAAAACUGGGAGUGCAUGGAAUGCAGAAGUAUCUUCGCAAAAUCAGGGAAGUAUAGCAAACAGAAAAAGCGUGCUUUGGCUACCUGUGAAAAGACACAUGGAACACCUUGUUUGCUGGAAGAGCCACCUCCAAAGUCCCCUCGGCAGUCAUCUGGAUCUCCACGCAGUUUUCUACUCCAAUCACCAAAGAUAAUGUGCCAGAACGUGUCACCUUGCUCACACCUAGAGCAGCCAGCAUCCAACAGAGUGACAGUGUCCCCAUCUCCAGUGAUGUCAAACAGGAACUGGUCCCUGAGGCACAAGAAUUUAAGACAGCAAAGAAGGGAAGUUUGUAAUAUACUGAAGGAGUUAAAGAUACAAGUUAAAACAAAAACAACAAGUCUUAACAUCAAUGCAGAAAAUAUUUGGAGUAGUGCUUUAAAAGGAUUUAGACAGCGCGUCUUCAGUCCUACAAACACUAUUGAAGUAAAUUUCUCAAACUGCAAAAAUAGAUCAAAGACAAAGACUUCUGCUGUAUCAAAACACCAUUUCUUCCAAGCAUUAAUGCUUCACCUUGAGAAUUCGUCAUUGUUUGAGGGCUCUUCUGGAAAGAACUUGUCUUUUGAUUUUCAAGCUGUAAAAGAAAAUCUUUAUUUUGAAGCUGGUAAAAUGAUUGCCGUUUCUCUGGUUCAUGGUGGUCCACCUCCUGGUUUCUUUUCCAAAACACUGUUCAAUUGUCUUGUCUAUGGUCCAGAGAAUGUGAAGCCAACUUUGGAAGAUGUUGCUGAUGUUGAUGUCGCACAAACAAUAAAAAAGAUAAAAUAUGCAGAUAGUCUGUCCAGCCUACAGUCUACACUACAGGACUGCUGUGAAUUCCUCACUGCUGCUGGCUGUUUAAGACCUGUAACAACUUUGUGUGAUAAGAACAUGCUGGUGAAUGACAUACUGAUCUAUCAUGUAAUCAAGAGAAUUACUUUACCCCUAGAAAGUUUUAGGCAGGGCUUGAAAACACUGGGCAUUCUGGAGAAAAUGCAAAUGCACCCGGAUUUGUUCUCUAGCAUAUUGUGCCACAAACCCGAAAGACUCUCAGCGGAAACUGUUUACGGUCUCUUUACGAUCCAUUUCUCAUCAGAUGUAAAUAAUGCUGAAGGUGCUCAUUUUUGGAUGGGCUAUUUGCAAGAUGUGGAAAAUGGUGACUCUGUAGUAACAUUGGAGGAUAUUCUGCUCUUCGUAACAGGCUCCUCUUAUAUACCAUCUGUUGGUUUUGAUCCUGAACCUACUAUUAAAUUUUUGCAUAUAAGGUAUCCCAUUGGAAACAGACUUCUUAAUUGCUUAGAGCUUCCUAGAACAAAGACAUAUCAGCGGUUCAAAAAUAAAAUGGAGCUCACCAUCAGAAACACACUAAGAGUUGAAAGGGAGUAUUUUUGCUAUUAAACUGGACGUUGGAAACUUGAGUUUUCUGCAGGAACAUCUGCUUUCAGUUUGCUACUGUAUUUUUGGACAACAUGCUUUUAGUAUUUUCUGAUCUUUCCUUCAAAUAAUGCUAAAAGUUGUAAUGUUAUGAGAGGGAAAACUAUUUUCAAAUUAAAAAAACUUUAUCUCCUGAAUAAUUUUCCUUUUGAAAUUUUUCCUUUGACUUUAAGAAUCCUACAUCUCUUGCAGAAGUAGUUUAAAUGUCAGCUUUUGCUGUAGACUGGUAUGAAAUGUUACCACACUCUGUAACAGGUAAAUAUGUGGAUUAUAUCAAAUACUUAGGUAACUUAUUUAGCAAAAACAAACCAAGUACAUUUUGAAGAUAAUUUCAGUAGAGCGCUGUCUUGCAUAAAACUGUAAUGCAGUUCUUCAGCUCUGUGUGGAUUUUUUCAGUAAUUGUUUUGUAUUAAUUCAUUUAAGUUCUGAUGGUUCAUAAAAACCCAGGAAAAUUAAAAUGCUUGUAGUUUUAUGGUCGUUGUGGCUAGUGCAUUGAACAUUGGGAGAAAACAGGUAAAAUAAUACAGUGUAAGAAGAAAAUUCGGUUGAACUUGUGUCUCUGUUUUUGUUCAAAUGUUUUGGUUUUUUCUGCAUUCUACUGUCAUACAUUAAUUUUUAAUUACUCAUAGAACCAGAAUAGUAAAAAACAGAAGGAAAUCUUUGAACAUGCAACAAUACCUUUCAAAGUGAAAUACAGCAGUUAGACUUAAUGUUAAGUAUGAAAGAACAAAAGUUUGUUGCUUACUAGAACAUGUAAACUUGUUGCCAUCCUAUUGCAAAGGUUUCAUACCUUCUCAGUGAUAUCUCAUGGGCAGCUCCUCACAGCACUGAUGAUGAUGAUGAUGAUUAUUAUUACUACUACUAUUAUUAUUCCUCCUCCUCCUCCUCUGCACAGCCAACAAACUCCAUCUCACAUCUCCACCAGCCAACCUGCUCUUUUAGAAUACCCCUCUUAAUUGGAUCCAGCUGUGGCCUGUUAAGGGCAGGCUUGUUCUUAAUGCUGGAUAAUUGGCACAGCUGGAACUCCCUAGGGGUGAGAUUACCUUCACCAUCUCUAUUCUCCUACCUUCUAUCUAUCCACAUAAACUUGUCCUUCAUUAAAGUAUUUUCAUUCGACCAUGCACUAAAACUCUUUGUUAAACUAAAGGCAGUCUACCAUCAAGCUUGUCUGGGCCUGACACUUCUCUAGGUUUUAUUCUAAAUUCUUCCAGUUCAGUCACAGGUGCAUUCUGAGCACUGUAUAAAAUAUAUUUCAGUGCUGCAGUAGUUUGUGCAAAUGGCUGGGCCAUUAAGCUGUAAAAUAUAAGUAGUGAGAUUCCUGUACAGCAACACUUUAAUGUUACUAAUGCUAAAACUGUGGCAUUAAAAGGGCACUUAAAUACAUUUUUUUAAAUGUAUGCUGCCCUCUGUUUUGAAAUUAUACUACUUCCCUCUGUUAGUUUUGACUGCCUGUGCUGUGUCCUUAACAUAAGCUGUGCUAUAGAUGUAAUAUAGAUACAUAUGUAUCUGUAUGUGUCUAUAUGUAUGCACAUUCUUCAAAAUACUGGAAAGUAAUUAUAUACUUUUUAUUAAUAUAGCUUGGUUUGAAUUGAAAAUAUAAGCAGAAUUGCUUUGCAUUUAAAUUCUUUGGCAAGGAAGUACAUCCACAGUAAGUAUAAAUGGAUAGGUGAUUCUGAAAAAAAUAAUAGAAAGUCUAAGCAAAUAAUUGCAAGUCUUAGAUCAGACAUUUCUCAUUAUUAAUGCCUGAAACAGUCUAAUCUCAUCAGUCUUGUCAUUAUAAAUUUAAGAAUAUUAGAAAUCAAGACAGGAUUAGCAGUGGUUUUUGCUUAUUGGCCAAAAGCACAUUCAAGUCUCCUGUAAAAGAAACAUAUCAUCCCUUGGAGAAUAUAAUUUGACUUGUUUAUAUACUAAGCAUUUUCUCAGUGUCUACUUUUCUCCAAUAAUAUUCUGUGUUUCUGGUCUUUGCAAAAUUUUUGACUCUCAUUUUGUCAAUAAAUUCUUUGUAUUCUUAGCCUUCCCAAUGGUCUGUUACCAUUAUAGGGAGAGUGGUUUGGCACAAAUUUGUUUACAUAAUAAGGAUUCAUGUUGUAUGUUUGUAUUUUUCAAAUAUAAAGACUUUCCUGCAGAUAUCAUAUUAUACUUUAAAAAUUAGUGCAGUAUUUGUUUUUCUUGCCUAGCUAAUGAUAAAUGUGUUCUGUAAUGUUAUUCUUCCAUAUGAGAAGUACAGAUUUUACGAAAGUAGCAAGCAGAGUGAGUAAUUUUAAAGGACAAGGACUUUUGGCACCUGCAGUGGCAAGAGAAAUUCUUCAGAACCUGGAACUAAAUAAACAGCAUUUUAAAACCUUCAGUGGAGAAAGAAAUAAUGAAACAAUGUAAACAUAAAGCUUCAAAACAUACCUCAGAUUACAAAACUAGCAUUCACACCUUUUAUUGCUUAUUACUUUUGAACUCAGUAUUUGAAAGGUUUUUAUAUAAAGACAGAACUAACCUAUAUGCCAGCUGUAAAACAUGUCAACUUUAAAAUGAUCUGCAGUACAAUGUUAAAUCCAAUCAUAUCCAAACACUGAAUUUGUAAAAUCAGUAAAAACAUAGUGUGAAGUAUUGCUUGAAAGGUUUUUCUUGCACAGAUUUUGUUCCCAUUGUCUAAUACUAAUGUGUACCCGUUCAGGACAAGUAGUCUUUCUCUUUUCUGUUGAUUUGAUCAGCUCUAUCUAGGGGCUCCAAUAUAAUACUUCAUGUAUUCAAGUUAUAUUCCUGAAUGCUGCUAUGGAAAGGAAUUUCCUCAUUUUCAGCAUUUACUUAUAUAGACCACUCAUAAAUUUAUUUGAACUCUUCAUUAGAAUCCAUUGAAUAAGCUAACUUCCAAACACAGAAUUGUCUCCCUUGUUGUGACAUUGUAAGAACAAUUUAUAUAAAUUGUAAGGUUUUUAUUGUUGUAGCAGAUCACUGAAGUGCAAUAUUAUGGGGUAGUUUUCAUUUUACAUAAACAUAGCCUGAGGCACACCUUGAAAUUAGGGAGGCUGCUUACUUGCAGAAUUUCUGCAACACAGGGAGAAUAAUUGUGUAUGCAUCAGUUGUGUAUUAAAUAUAUUUUAUAGAAGCUGCAUAUUUUAUAAGAUUACCAUGAAAGAACUAUUGCAUCCUUUUUGUGUUUGGCCAAAGAACUUUGCCCCACAGUUUCUGCAUCAAACUUUUAGUUUCCAUCUGGAAUUAGCACAUAAAAUAAGCUAUUUGUUUUCUAGAGUGAUAAUUUUCUACUAAACGGUAAUAUAUUAGUGUUAGUGGGUUUAUUAUGGUCUCCUCAACAAAGUAGAUAUAAUUUUUUAAAAAGUAUUUUAGCUCUAUGUUUGAAAACCCAAGGAACAAGAAAUUUGUGACUUGCUUUGUGACCCAUUCAGAGGAUGCUUACCAGAAAAAGCUGUUAGCUUUUUUAACUGAAUGAAGAGUGAAAUAGAGUCCAAAGGAGAAAAAAUUUGUUCAUACUAAAAGUCUAAACCAUUGCGUGCUGCACCUUUGAUUACUGUCAUUAAGAUGUUACGUCCUGGAACUUGAAAACAUGAGGAUUUUUUGAUUAUCAUUUAUUAAUUCACACUCACAUUCUGCAUAUGCAUUUUGAAAAUAGUAUCUAAAAUCUAAUUUAAAUAGAACUGAAACAUAGAAGCCUACAAAAUAGGCCUUUCAAGUAUAUUUUGAAUCUGUUUUAUAUGGUAAAAUAUGUUUAAAGCUCAGGCUUUUCUGUUUCUUACCUAAGGGAAUGUCUAAUAGGAAAAAAAAAUGCAAAAACUUUUGAAGUGUCAAAUCAUAUAUAUAUAUACACAAAAUCAUUUUCAAAAUGUUAAUGUUUGUACACUCUAACCCUCUGAUUUUUGUAUUACAUAAACGUUAUUUUUAAAAUUGUGAUAUUUAGAAUGUUAUGUAAUACAAUGUAAUUUUGUAAAUUUUUUGUAGCUCUAACUUGAACUCUGCAGGAUCAGUGCCUAAACUCUCUUGCAUCUUGAAGCAAUGUUUUGUAGCAUCAGUGUUGAAAUAAUCAGUAAUUGUGGGAAAUAUCGUGUAUAUGUCCAAAGUGCAAUAAAAGGUUAAAUAUGUA
Messenger RNA from Passer domesticus (house sparrow), 6573 nucleotides. RefSeq names its product G2/M-phase specific E3 ubiquitin protein ligase (gene G2E3). The transcript has 16 exons. Bases 204 to 2447 code for a protein of 747 amino acids. NCBI's taxonomy places the organism in Eukaryota, Metazoa, Chordata, Aves, Passeriformes, Passeridae. Gene Ontology annotation, molecular function: ubiquitin-protein transferase activity. Gene Ontology annotation, cellular component: nucleus. The record is from RefSeq and is a predicted model, not a curated record.